Messenger RNA from Budorcas taxicolor (takin), 1231 nucleotides. RefSeq names its product tropomyosin 2 (gene TPM2). The record is from RefSeq and is a predicted model, not a curated record. The transcript has 9 exons. NCBI's taxonomy places the organism in Eukaryota, Metazoa, Chordata, Mammalia, Artiodactyla, Bovidae. Gene Ontology annotation, cellular component: actin filament. Bases 127 to 981 code for a protein of 284 amino acids. Gene Ontology annotation, molecular function: actin filament binding. Gene Ontology annotation, biological process: actin filament organization; muscle contraction.
ACGCGGCAGGGACAUCCCAGUCCCGCUUGGUGCUCCUCGCCCGCCACCCGUGCGCCCAGUCCGCGAGGCCAGCCCAGUUCUCCCGGUCCGCACUGCCCGCCGGCCGGCCCGUCCCCCACCGCAACCAUGGACGCCAUCAAGAAGAAGAUGCAGAUGUUAAAACUGGACAAGGAGAAUGCCAUCGACCGCGCAGAGCAGGCCGAGGCCGACAAGAAGCAAGCUGAGGACCGCUGCAAGCAGCUGGAAGAGGAGCAGCAGGCCCUCCAGAAGAAGCUAAAAGGGACGGAGGACGAGGUGGAAAAGUAUUCUGAAUCAGUGAAGGAUGCCCAGGAGAAACUGGAGCAGGCUGAGAAGAAAGCCACUGACGCUGAGGCAGAUGUGGCCUCCCUGAACCGCCGCAUUCAGCUGGUAGAGGAGGAGCUGGACCGAGCACAGGAGCGUCUGGCUACAGCCCUGCAGAAGCUGGAGGAGGCUGAGAAGGCAGCUGAUGAGAGCGAGAGAGGAAUGAAGGUCAUCGAAAACCGAGCUAUGAAGGAUGAGGAAAAGAUGGAGCUGCAGGAGAUGCAGCUGAAGGAGGCCAAGCACAUCGCCGAGGAUUCAGACCGCAAAUAUGAGGAGGUGGCCAGGAAGCUGGUGAUCCUGGAAGGAGAGCUGGAGCGCUCAGAAGAGAGAGCUGAGGUGGCUGAGAGUAAAUGUGGGGACCUAGAGGAGGAGCUGAAAAUUGUUACCAACAACUUGAAAUCCCUGGAAGCCCAAGCGGACAAGUAUUCCACCAAAGAAGAUAAAUAUGAAGAGGAGAUCAAACUGCUGGAGGAGAAGCUAAAGGAGGCUGAGACCCGAGCAGAGUUUGCUGAAAGGUCGGUGGCAAAGUUGGAGAAAACCAUCGAUGACCUGGAAGAUGAAGUCUAUGCACAGAAGAUGAAGUACAAGGCCAUCAGUGAGGAGCUGGACAACGCACUCAAUGACAUCACCUCCCUCUGAGCCCCUUACCAGUGUGGCCCUCGGCCCCCUCUCUCUUCUCCUUUCCAUUUUCUCUAUGGGAAGCAGGGCCAGCAGGAGGAGCAGAAAUUGCCAACACUGCACAGCCAGGCUGGGUGCAGCCUAGGAGAGCCCCCGCCACAUCCGCUGCCCAUCCUGGCACUUGCUUCAUCCUUCUAUAUCCAUCCACUCCUCCCUCUACCCACCGGCCUCCACCACUCUCUGCUGCUUAAUAAACUCCAUUUGGUCUCCA